Molecule: messenger RNA, 1230 nt
Organism: Aspergillus viridinutans
Lineage: Eukaryota; Fungi; Ascomycota; Eurotiomycetes; Eurotiales; Aspergillaceae
Exons: 1
Coding region: 1-1230 (409 amino acids)
Source: RefSeq, a predicted model, not a curated record
AUGGCGGACAAUGGAGAGGGGAGCUCGAGACCGCCUCCUGGAUGGCACAGCAGAGUCCCCGAAGCGCAGCCUCCUCGAGUGCCAUUCCCUCGCAUCAACCCGUCGCCAGUGCCUAGACCCGAAGACGUCCUGCCUGAUAUUUUUGAGCAACAACCGGAGAUAUACCCAGGAAGUACACGGGGAGGAUGGCGUCUUCGAGCGCCCUUUGGCCCGAAACACAACCUUCCACAGUAUGAGAUGAACAAACAAUGUUCUCAUGGCAUUAUGGUUCGCCGGUUUGUGGACGAUGGUAUACUUUGUCCCAACUGCGCUCGCCAACCCUUACUCGGAUGGUUGCUCUUCUGCGUCGAAGAUCUCGAUCAACCAAACGGUCCGGGGCUGUCCGGAGGAAUCUCCAGGGCCAUGAUCAACGGUCAUUACACCUUCAGAGAGAGAACGAUCGUGAGGCAACAGAGGGCAAUCGUAUUGCAGCAUCUGGAGCAGGAGUCUGGCCCGGUUGCAGCUCCGUUCUCACAUAUUGAAGUCAUUCAGGGAGUCGAGCCGGGCGUCCAGGACGAUGACAACGGCAACGAUGAACUGCCCACAGAGAGCACUGAGGCUAUCCGUCGGCAGAAUCAGGUAGAAUCAAUGUCUUGCCCGGAACAAUCUUCCAGGCAGCCGCGUUCAGCUUGCCGAUUCUGGUGCUGCUACCAUUGUAUGGGUAAUAUCCCUGAGCGUGCCUACAUCAAUCUUGACGGCUUUCUCAACGAUCCAUGUACUGUGAUCGCCCUUCCAUGGGAGCUCAGGAACAAAAGGGUUUCCGACGCUAGGGUUGUCCGCAACUUGGACAAUCAUUACGAGCAGAGGGAGCAUUUCUUCGGGCCGCCGGCACCUUCUUAUGCAUCAUCCGAAAGCAUGAGUCUCGCAAUAAUGCAGCCACAAUUUGUGCGCUUUUGCGCAAUUGCCUCACGGAUUGAUCUGCGUAGUCUUUGCGAUCCGUUGGAGGCCAGAGAGUUUUCAAGCGUGGGUCUUAUUGCCGAGCUCAGUGACAGCGGAUCAGGACAUUCCUUUUUGAGCGGCGGCUCGAGAAGCAUCUUGAUAGCUUAUGCCGAAGAGAACGCCGUUGAGCCUGCUGAAGCACGGAGCACUCAUGAUCGUGAAAGUGACCUUGAUGUCGAAGUUGGCGAUGAUGAUUAUGGCUUAGAAUCGCUAUUUCGCAGUACGACUUUGGACAUUUUCGAUCUCGAAUGA